Ectocarpus siliculosus is the source of this 507-nucleotide messenger RNA. Lineage: Eukaryota; Phaeophyceae; Ectocarpales; Ectocarpaceae. The record is from the annotation of a GenBank genome assembly.
AUGGCAGAUGAGGAUAGAAAACCUCGGCAUAGGCUCGGCGCCGAUGAACUGCUCGAAGAAACCCAAGGAGCUAGUGCCAAGAUCGUCAACUUGCUCGAGGUCAACGGGCUUGCGGCGGAAUCUAUUGAGCACCUCACAAGCUUGACCAAAGGCGGUGACUUCAUGGGGUCAUUGAACUUGGCGAGGCGCUUGGGUUUAAGCAUGCCAGACGUGCCACACAAUGACCUGGUAGUCUUGCUAUUGGACGCGUGGGACUGCGUAGUAUACAAGACUGGACACACCCGAAAACAGAUGUAUCGAAAGGUGAGAUUACUGGAGGCGGACAACAAGACCGAGCCCGACACGCUGGACAGAUGGAAGGGGGAGCGAGACAAGGCGGAGAGAGAAAGCGCCAAGGCCAACGUUGCCUACGUUACUAUGCGCGAGAUCGCCAAGUCCUUCAAGGAAGAACCUCAGGAAGAAGGGGAGGGAGCACCAGUAGAGCAGACCGGCGAGGUAGCCCCGUAG